Messenger RNA from Peronospora matthiolae, 408 nucleotides. Lineage: Eukaryota; Oomycota; Peronosporomycetes; Peronosporales; Peronosporaceae. The record is from the annotation of a GenBank genome assembly.
AUGUCCCAUCGGUUGCUGAAUCGACCUCAGCCUGUAUCACCUGGUCAUGCAGGCGCUGGUCAUGAAGACACUCGUGUCUUCACAGAGUACGAGAUCGGUGUCUCGUACUCUCCUGAUACGGAUGACGGAUCCGUAUCGACGGCAAUUGAAUCCAAGCCGCCUGCCAAGCGUGGCAUGGACGAUGCUUUGCGUCGCAGCAUCUUUGGUUCAUCUGAUGAGUCAGAUGAACCAUCGCCGAAGCGAAGGCGCUCGAGGUCGCGAGACUCGGGCGCUAAUAGUGGUGUCGUUUCUCCAAUGGACACCACUUCACAGCGAGGUGCCAGUACUUCUGUCGGCACGUCGCAGGAAGAGCGGGACCGCAAUGUGUUGCGUCUCGCUCCAGAAAAGGAAGGCAUGGAUGCCUCUUAA